Molecule: messenger RNA, 360 nt
Organism: Bombina bombina (fire-bellied toad)
Lineage: Eukaryota; Metazoa; Chordata; Amphibia; Anura; Bombinatoridae
Gene: GAL
Product: galanin and GMAP prepropeptide
Exons: 5
Coding region: 1-360 (119 amino acids)
Cellular component (GO): extracellular region
Molecular function (GO): hormone activity
Source: RefSeq, a predicted model, not a curated record
AUGAAGAAUUCUCAAGUUCUACUGUGCUUCUCUCUCAUUCUCUGUGGUUUGGUGACAGAAUGUUUUGGCUACACUUUAAUGCCCAAAGACAAAAGAGGAUGGACUUUGAACAGUGCUGGUUACUUGCUUGGUCCACAUGCUCAUCGAACUCUGACUGAUAAAGUAGGAACAGCUGGGAAAAGGGAGACAGAGGAAGACAUGUACAAACCUGCAAGAGAGGUGUACAGUAACCAACUCUAUUCUCUGGAUGAAAACACAAUUCAAACUGUCCUUGAUUUCCUCUCCUACCUUCGUCUUAAAGAACUUGGUGGUCUGGAUCACAAUGGCAUGCUGAUUUCUGAAGAAUCUACUCAGCCAUAA